CAAAAGCAAGUUCAAUUUUCAGAUAUAAUUUAAAGUUGCAAAAUCAAUAAACUACCAAUCUUAGCCACCGGUCUUGCUUCGGCGUUAAUAUCCAUAUGAAUGGGAAAGCCUGUGUGUAUUGAAUCGGGCUCUAUCCAUCUGGCGACACAUGCGCACUUUUCCCAUAUCGACUUGUGAUACUAAAUUCAACUUUGCAAACUCCUUACACCACCGCUGCACUAAACUCUUGACGGCGCGUUAUCAUAAGGAACCACGUCAUUCACUGUCGCGGGUGAUUGUCCCAGCUACACCGUAAAAUCAUUCACAAUGGUGAUGUGCAGGUCGCCGGUUUCGCUCAUUGUUUUUAUUUUAUCUUUGAAAUUUCUAAGUAUACAUGGAGUGUGGGAGCUGGAUAAAACUAACUUUGACAAGUUUCGAGAGGCAGCCUCUUUUCCAAUCUACUUUGUCGACUCACCAGGGUGUUCCCGUUGCCGGGUGCUCUAUCCGUUUUUCUUCGCCGCUUCUCAGAUAUUUAAAGAUGACAGGGAAAUCAUCUUCGGGAGGGUUCAGGACAAAACGCUGAUACGCCAGUGGGGGAUCGAGGAACUGCCCGCCAUAUUCUUCCACGAGAAGGGGGAGAAGGAAGCGGAGAGACUGGAGGGCGACAUCACCGUUGACAACAUCGUCAACACCAUCGCCCUAGCUAUGCCCGGCUACAUCGGGGAGGUGAAACGCCAACACGUCAUCGAGGUCACCGACAAAAACUACGACGAACUGGUCAUCACACCCAAACAGAAUGUUAUACUACUCAACUAUAAUAACGAGGAAAGAAAUCUUAGGUUUUCAUACGAAGAAAUAGCUACAGCAUUCCGAUUUGACGAACAGGUGAUAUUCUGCGCCAUUGACUCGGAUAAAUAUCCACAACUGAAACGAGAAAGAUUCGGUCACCAGGGAAACCCAGCAGUGUUUUGGUAUGAAGCGGAUAAUAAGCAUGAUAAAUUCCUGUAUGGCGGAAAAAUCCACCCGGAGGCCCUGCUGCAGUUUGUCAACGAGAAGACCAACUUGUGGAGGAAGGUGAACGGGCGACUGGAACCUCGGUCUGGUCGUAUCGAGAACCUUGACAACAUAUUCACGAAGUAUGUUCCGAGUAUUAAGGAUAUGAAAAUAUCUAAAAUGAAGGCGGCUGUGUCUGAGCUGAAGGGAGCCGACCUGCAACAUCCCUGGGAGGCCGACUUUGCCGAGUACUACAGCGAGAUGAUUGAGCGGAUGAUCGAGACCGGAAGCAACCACGUGCCCCUGUCGAAGGAGCACGAGGCCGUUCUCGAAAUGGUCAACGAUAUCGACGGUUUGACGCAGAAACAGCGAGACUUCUUCGUGAGAAAAAUGAACAUCGUUGACUUCAUGGCCUCAUCUAUCAAGAACUACGACCCAACCAAAAACAUCCCUGUAGGGAAGAUGAUCCCCGCUCAGCCCAAGAGCAACUCGCAGCUCCCCCGGGAGGAAUUGUAGUGCUAGGCCCGCAGUGUAUAUGUGUGAAUGGGCGGAGCUUGGCUGGACAAUGACCUAUCCCUAGAUGUAUGUAAAUCAUACAUGCCUCAUGAAUUUUCAUCAUCAAGCUAAAGGGUUGUUUAGGAAUGUAACAGUGUACAACUUUAUGUUUUAGAAGUUACACAUGUCAGAAACACUGGACCUUGUAGAUAUGAGAAACACAUACAAAUUAUUUAUUCCAUAACGUUUUUGAACGUAUGAUGAUGAUUCACAAGGACGUUCCGACCUAUUACCAGUAUACUAUAUAUGUUGUGUGCAAUCGUACUUAAUAAUUAAAAGGCCACUGGGAUGAAUUGCGGGAAGCUCUAUCGGCCUACGCUUAAAUUGUAAAUAUAGAUUGGGUAGAUAUGUUUCAAAAUCAUUCCGACGAUAAACAGGGCCCACGUACACAGAACGAGCAUGUGUUGCUGGGAGUUGUGCUUGACUUGGCGUAAAGUAAACACUGUGCAUGUUGAACAUCGAAAUGGUACAAUUCUCGUAGGAAACGUGUCCGUUUCAUCACGCACCGUUACUUAUUUCUUCACUCUACUUAAACCUUCACUACUGCCAGUUCAUGUCAUGAGCGGAUAGUCCCUGUGUAGCUGCAUGGACAUGUGUACGUGUGGGAACAACAGAUAUAAAUGUUUCUUUUUCAUAAA
Molecule: messenger RNA, 2165 nt
Organism: Haliotis rufescens (red abalone)
Lineage: Eukaryota; Metazoa; Mollusca; Gastropoda; Lepetellida; Haliotidae
Product: protein disulfide isomerase-like 2-1
Exons: 12
Coding region: 307-1488 (393 amino acids)
Biological process (GO): protein folding
Cellular component (GO): endoplasmic reticulum
Molecular function (GO): protein disulfide isomerase activity
Source: RefSeq, a predicted model, not a curated record